CAGCCAUCGUUUGAUUUUCUCUUUUUCCAGUUAGAAACCCGUUCAUUGUCGAUUGCUUUUUUUUUUUUCCUUGCUAUUCAUGCCAUCCGCAAAGACGCCUGUGAGCAAGAAGAAGGAGGCUCCUUCAGCAGUGGCAGCAGCAGCAGCAGCAGCAGCAUCAAAGCCAGUCGCAGGGACUGAGAGCAAGAAGAAGGCGACUCCAACCCCAGCCGCCGCUCCAGCUCGGCCGUCCAGCAACAAGCAGUCUCAACAGCAACAGUCAUCCAAGCAGCCUCAACAGCAACAGUCAUCCAAGCAGAAGCCAAAGCAAGCGGAUGCUGUCAUCCCUUCGACGUCGACUCCUGCCGCCAGCGGCAAGAAGAGCGCCGCGCAGGCAGCCGCCGACGCCGCCGAGUCCGACCAGUAUGCCGAAGAGUCGUUUGCGCGUAAUCUUGCCGUGUCUGAUGCCGUGCAGCGCGAUCGCACGUUCAAGGCGACUGCACUGUGGCUCGCCAAGCGCCAUGCUGCCGGCCUCCUCACCCGCAUGGAGCUCCUCAAGCUAUGGAAGGGAUUGUUCUUCCUGAUGUGGCACUCGGACAAGCCGGCAGUGCAGGAACAGACCGCCGAGCGCAUUGCAACGCUCGUCCAAUCCUUCAAGAGCACGUCUGGAGCCCUUCUCUUUGUGGACACGUUUUUCGAGACAAUCAUGAGAGAAUGGGGCGGGAUUGACAAGCUGCGCCUUGACAAGUACUAUGUGCUCGUGCGCUUCGUUGUCCGCCAAAUCCUCGAAGCGUGCCGCGCUCAGCAGUGGAACCAAGAUGUGAUGGAGGCGGUGGCGAACGUCUUGGCCGACCGGCCUUUGCUGCCAGAGGAAGGUGUCGAGCCCGUCACCCGUGAUCCCAAGGAUCGUCGCGUCAUGUGCGACGGUUUGACCAUGCACCUCGCUGACGUCUUCUUUGGCGAGCUGGCCACCGCUGCUGCCAAGUUCCCCGUCCCGCCCGCAGUGUUUGCCCUGCUGCUCAACCCCUUUUCGCGCCUGCUGGCCUUCUCGCGUCGCCCGCACGUGCUCUCGCGGCUUCAGGAUUCCGUUUUCACGCCACUCACAGAGCUGGACGACGAAGUGGAUGAGGAAGAGCAAGAGGCUGCACCCAAGGGCAAAAAGCAAAGGCAACGGCCGCUGCGCCCAUCGGAGCGUGUGGGCAUGAAGCCCAGCGCGGUUGCGCAUCAGCUGCUCCAAUUCGCAGCCAUGAAAACUGUCAAAUCCGAAAACCGCCAGCUCUUGUACAAGGUCCGCCGUCAAUUCGUGCAUCUCAUGCCCGAGCACGAGCAGCCCGCCAUGGUCGAAGCCCAAGCAUUCACCACCCGCCAACUCAAGACCGAGCGUGAGACUGCUGCUGCAGCUCUCGCCGCCAGCACAAAGUCAUCUGCCUACGACAGUGACAGUGAUGACUCGGACAUGUGGGAUGAGGGUGAAACUGGACACGAUGGUGAGGAGGAUGAAGAAGACGAGGAUGAGGAGGACGAAGAAGACGAAGACGACGACGACGACGACGACGACGAUGAUGAUGAUGAGGAUGAUGUCCAGCCCAUGAAGACAAACGCACCCUCGAACAAACAGCAACCGCAGACUGGCAAAACGCCCGUCCCCGCUGCGAAGGCAACCAAUGGCAAGGUUGUCGUGAAUGGCAAGCAGCCACAGCCAACCCCCGCAGCCAAGAAGACCGAGACCGCUACUCCUUCAAAGCCCAAGGCCGCGACCUCGACUCCGAAGAAGGCCGAGGUCGUUCCGGCAGCUGCCACACCCGCAAAGGUGGCAACUCCUGCCCGUGUCUCCCAGAAGCGCUCUGCCGAAGAGGCUGUCGCCGAGUCGGCACCAGUUGCGCCCGCGUCCCAGAAGAAGGUGCGUGUUGAAGAGACUGCCGCCGCCGCCGCCGCCGCGCCUGCUGCCAAGACGCCCACCAAGAAGCAAGACAGCAAGACUGCUGCUGCGUCAUUCUCUACUCCUCAGCAAGCCAAGCAGGCUGCCGCCAGCACCGCAGCGCCAGCAACCGCCCCAGCCAAGCCCAGCCUUGCUGCUGCCACAGCUACCCCGCGCAACAAGGUUCGCUUUGACGCCAAUAAGAACACUGCACAAUCUUUCCAGGACAGCCUGAAGGUGGAUCCGCGGUUUGUUGCCUUCAGCCCAGACAAGCGACCAGCCUCUCCUCUGCUCAAGGUCACCACACCACGACGCGCCAAGGCCACUGACUUUUUUGACAAUUAAUGCAGGGUGUGUGUGUUGUUGGUGGUGGUGGUGUUGUUUUUGUUGUCUUCCUUGUGCUUGUUGAACAAUAUGAUUUUUUUUUGUUUUGCCG
Messenger RNA from Capsaspora owczarzaki ATCC 30864, 2333 nucleotides. RefSeq lists its product as hypothetical. Lineage: Eukaryota; Filasterea; Ministeriida; Capsasporidae. The record is from RefSeq and is a predicted model, not a curated record. The transcript is spliced from 2 exons. Gene Ontology annotation, biological process: rRNA processing. Bases 80 to 2242 code for a protein of 720 amino acids. Gene Ontology annotation, cellular component: nucleus; preribosome, small subunit precursor; preribosome, large subunit precursor.